Megalobrama amblycephala (Wuchang bream) is the source of this 3538-nucleotide messenger RNA. It is a transcript of the gene hmgxb4a, whose product is annotated as HMG box domain containing 4a. The record is from RefSeq and is a predicted model, not a curated record. The transcript is spliced from 15 exons. NCBI's taxonomy places the organism in Eukaryota, Metazoa, Chordata, Actinopteri, Cypriniformes, Xenocyprididae. Bases 439 to 2313 code for a protein of 624 amino acids.
UGCUUUCAUUGUUGUAAUGCACUCUCUGGUCUCAAAGUCCCUCCUCCUCAUCUUUGGCUGCUUUGUUGUUGACUCCCAUCAAAGAUGGCGUCGCGCGCCAACUAAACCCACAUCCUACCCGAGUGCAGAAGAAACCCAUAAAAUUGCAUGGUGAGAACGCUCGGUUAUUUGAGUUGUAACCCGAUACCGGCCUAUGUGCACCGCAGCCGCGGGUCUGCGCGCGCUGGACGAUCCGUCAGAGACGCGCGACACGUCCGCAGCUGCUCGAAUCCACUUGAGCCGAAACAGGGAAGCGCUGGAUCCUGAUGAAGCGAGGGGAAGGGGGUGUUGUUCCUUUCUAGAGUAUGUUUCUCGCUAAUUCUACAGUUUAUGGACACUGAAUGGCUUUUCUGAGAGUCACAAGACUGACCAGUCCCACCUUAAGAGCCAGGACUGACCAUGGCCUUUGAGGAGAUAAAGAAGAAAGGAAUGAUGGAUAUUUCGGGGAUGGAAGGAGAGGUCGGUCUUGUUGCGGGUCGCAGCCAAAGAGAGAAGAGGCGCUCGUAUAAAGAUCUGUUAAGAGAGGAAGAAGAAAUCGCAGCGCAGGUGCGCAAAACCUCCAAGAAACACCACAAGGAUUCUGACCUUUUCCUAUUAGGAGGAGAUUCUCACAAGAAAAAAAAGAAGCACUUGAGUGAUGAAUACUAUCACAGAGACCAUCACAGCUCUGGUCAGCCACCCCACAAGAAGAAACGCAAGUCUUCAGAUCCCUCCCUGUCCUCUUCUCACCCGUCCCAGUCCACAGAUACAGCCAUGGGCCUCCUGGAGGCCAUCACCUCCCCGCUGGCCACGGGCUCUGACCCCACCCCGCACUUCUACAAAAAACCCUCCUACCCUCCCCACGCCUCCUCGCACUCCUCCAAAGACCGCAAACAGGACGGUGGCUCUAAGAGCAGCCACUCCUACUCGCACUCACGUCCACCCGGCUCGUCCUCGUCUAAAAAGCAUUCCUCCUCUUCAAAGUCACUGCUGUUCCAUGGAGGAGCUGGAAAAGGAGAGCCGCUGACGCUCUGUGAAGCUGACGGCCUGAAGAUGAAGCUCAUCCUUUCUUCAAAAGAGAAGAACGAAGGUGUAGGGACUAAUGAGGGAUUCUCCUUCCCGGUCCAUUCUUCUUCCUCUUCAGGUGUGGUAGGCCAUCAUUCGUCCUCCAGCUCAAAGAAAGGAGGGAUAAAGAAGGAGAAAGACAAAGACAAAAUGAUGUCGAAGCCACCAAAGAAAAAGCAGCACAGCCGAGAGCCGUUGCCUGUGGUGGGGAAAGAGGUGGAGGUCGUGGGUCAUUACGGCGGCUCUUACGGAGGCAUGGGAGGAGACAGCUCCUCUUCAGGAGGAGAACUAGAGGCCGGCGAGCUGGUGAUUGACGACUCGUACACACAUCUUUCUAAAAAGAAGAAAAAGAGCAAGAAGAGCAAAAAGAAAAAAGAUAGAGAGCGAGACAGAGACAGAGAGAAAGGAUCCAGGGAGAGGAAACACAGCAAAGGAAGUGGAGGGAAGAAAAGCUGUCCAGGUGAUCAGUCUAGAAGCCACUCCCAUUCUCACAGCUCAACCAAUCACAGCUCUUCUGGUGGCAUGUACGCUAUGGCUCCACCCACCUCGUCCCAUCACCAUCAAAGCAUUGAACUGAUGGGUGAGAAGAAGAAGAAGAAGGAGGAAAAGGAGAGAGAGAAACAUGACAAGGACAAGCCGAAGAAGAAGAACACGACGGCCUAUCAGGUGUUCUGUAAAGAGUACAGGGUCAAUAUCAACGCAGAGCAGCCUGGAUUAGUUUUUGGGGAGCUGAGUAAGAAACUCGCAGAGGUGUGGAAACAGCUGCCUGAAAAAGAUAAACUGGUUUGGAGACAGAAAGCUCAAUAUCUCCAGCACAAGCAGAAUAAAGCUGAAGCUAUGACCGUCAAGCGGAAAACCUUAACAACCUCAGACAGUAAAAGUAAAGGCUCCAGUAAAGGUGUCAGUUUAGGAGCAGGAUUGGCCCCUCAGGGCCGCUCGUCUCUGGGUAUGUCGUUGUCUCCGGUGCGGGUACCUGACGUGGACCCCAUAGAUGCAGCAGCUCACCUGCAGCUGCUGGGCGAGUCCCUGUCUCUGAUUGGACACCGACUUCAGGAAACAGAGGGGAUGGUGGCGGUGUCUGGCAGUCUUUCGGUUCUGUUGGACUCUAUUUUAUGUGCUCUCGGUCCAUUAACCUGCUUGACGGCACAAGUCCCCCAGCUCAACGGCUGUCCACGCAAUGUCCUGUCAAAUACUUUGGACAACAUCGCUUACAUAAUGCCUGGACUAUGAAUCUCUUAAAAGGCACUUACAUGAGACUGUGUUACAUUUGGACACAUUCCCAGAAGCACCAAACAGAGGACCAGAGUUGUUUUUUUUUUAACUUUUUCUGAUCAAUGGACAUUCUUAGUCUCUGACAUGUUUUUAAAAAUUGUAUUUAAAAUGUUAGUCAUUUUUUAUUGUACAAAAAAAAAAAAAGAUCCUAUUUUAGAGGACACUUUUGAAGUUUCCCCUUUGUGUUUGUGUUAGCAUUUUAAAUUGUGUUUGUGAGUAUAUGUGAUCUAAUUCACAUGCUUUUUAUACAAAUAUGUGCAGUUUAAUUUUAUGGCCCAGUGUUGUUUUUUUUCUAAUUUAACGUUGACUUAAUUUAUAUCAACAGCAGUUUAACUGCGCUCUCAUCAUUUUAAUGUCUUACAUAUUGUAUUUUUGUAAUGUAAAUGUUGUAAUAAUAUACAGGGGUUGGACAAUGAAACUCAAACACCUGGUUUUAGACACAGUAAUUUAUUAGUAUGGUGUAGGGCCUCCUUUUGCAGCCAAUACAGCAUCAAUUCUUCUUGGGAAUGACAGAUACAUGUCCUUCACAGUGUCUGUGAAGGACAUGUAUCAGUAUGUUUGAUCAAAUAAAUGCAGAGAUUAAGAAACUACUUUCAAAAACUACUUUCAGGACAUGUAUCUAUCCAACACUAUAUUGGCCAGUGUUUCAGUUUCAUUGUCCAACCCCUGCAGUUUUCAAGUUUUAGCACGUUUACAGGACAAGCAUGUAUAAAAUCAUUUUAAAGGUGCACAAAGUAUUUUUUUUUCUUUUAAAAAUGUUUUAUACCUCAAGAAACACAUAGCUCAUUUUACAAAUAUUUUUAUAAUAAUGUACACUUACAUGACAUGAAGACCCCAGGUCUUCCCCUGUAAGCAGGUCCCACUUCAUGGUAGCCACCAUUUUGAAAUCACAUGAACAGAUGAAUACUACUCACAUCUUGCUAACCUAACUUUAUCAAAUAUGCCUGUGAAUAUUUUACAGUGGCAUCAAUUGACGUUUUGCUUGAUGCAGUGUCCAACUUGAUAGGUAUCAGUAGCCGUAAGAUAUUUACUGCACCAACUAUUUAGUUCACCUUUAAAGUGAUCAUUUUAAACAAGUGAUUAUUGGUAGUUUUUAGAAGAUGGAAAAAUAAGUAAAAUAUAUUUGCAUUGAUAUAUGUGCAUUUUGCAUUGACUUAUUUCCAUUAAAACUCAAAGAUCUUAA